Effrenium voratum is the source of this 1130-nucleotide messenger RNA. NCBI's taxonomy places the organism in Eukaryota, Dinophyceae, Suessiales, Symbiodiniaceae. The record is from the annotation of a GenBank genome assembly.
GUUUGCGCAGAGAACUUACACGUGCGAAAUUGCGCAGAGUUUGCAGAGCGAAUGUGUGCCAGCGAGGCUGCGCAGCAUUGAAAGUUCUUAGGGCACCCCUGUGGCAAACUACCCACCAACAUGCUGAGCAAGCCAGACCAAGAAAUAGUACCUGGGGCGCAGCAGAACACUCGCCUUUUCAAAUGCGGAGCCACGUGGUUGCGAAGCUUAGUUCUCGCACCAUGGUUACCAUGCUGACAGCCAGCCUUCCAGCACAUCUAGCUGUGUGGUGUCGAAAAGAGUUGCCAUUCGACUGACGCGGUGACAGGUGCGAUGACGCUGUGAGACGAGCGACCUGAGGCUCAUGGCCAAGCUGCUGGUGCCCUUGGUGCUCGCAGGGGCCAGCCAAGCCACUUCCGUUGUGUGGCGCUGUGAGGAGCCGGAGCCCCUCAGUCUGUUGCAGACGGCCGUGGCAACACGCAAGGUCAAAGAGGGCCAGGUGCGAAGGAGUGAUGCAGAGCUUCGCGCGGAGAAUGCCCGGCUGAAGACACAGCUCCAGCAGGUCGCCAAGCAAAUGCUGGCGAGGACCUCCAAGCGGUGGAACUUCAGGCAGCCAUGGUGUCUGAGCGCUUUGGUGGCUGCAGUCCUGUCGGGCAUCUACUUCUUUAUUUACUUUUCCCAUUUGGUGGUGUUCUUCAGUGAGAGGAGCUCCAUUAGCAAAGCCAACCGCCGCUUGAAGGUGUGGGAAGAAAAGCGGCCCGUGCCGAAGUUCGAAGACUUCAAGGCGAAGAUGCACGACGAGUUCUUUUGCGGGCUGCGGUCGCUGACUGUGAUCCGCCUCUUUGUUGUCAUCGCACUGGCUGUGGGAGUUGGAAGCUACCUCGCUCAGCAUGGCUACUUCGAGCCUUUGAAGGAGAAGCUGGUGCCCUUCUUGUACCUGGGCUUCGUGGGCAUUCUGGUCCUUCAGGUCCUGAUUCGGAGUGCCUGGGAGCAGAGCUUCGCGGUCUUCGGCCCCUUGCUGCAUAACCUACACGCCUUCACCAACGCCAUUCAGGAAUUAGUUGCUGGAGGGGGCCGCAUGCUGUCCAGCAUCGAAGGUUCCUUUGGAGAGAUUACCGGAUUCGGAUGAGAAAGCCCGCUGUGGACUGCCA